Syngnathoides biaculeatus (alligator pipefish) is the source of this 4133-nucleotide messenger RNA. It is a transcript of the gene fhip2a, whose product is annotated as FHF complex subunit HOOK interacting protein 2. The record is from RefSeq and is a predicted model, not a curated record. The transcript has 18 exons. Lineage: Eukaryota; Metazoa; Chordata; Actinopteri; Syngnathiformes; Syngnathidae. The coding region runs from base 202 to 2550 and encodes 782 amino acids.
GCAGUGUAGUUAUCCAGCUGCACCGGCGUUAGCUCCUUGCGCAGUCAAUGCUUGCCACUGGUCCCCUGACAGACGACAUCGGAGUUCUUUGCCAAAUACACCCGUCAUUGAGCCCCCUCCCACCGAAAAUGAAGACACCUUUGCCUCCGAAUCAAUUGACAUGAAGGCUUCUGUGGCACAAGACACUCACCUUUUGCAGACAUGCCGGGGUCGCUAUACGAAAGCUCCAAUCUGGAUCGAGGCGGCAACAACAGGAAGAAGAAGAUAGAGGAAUUCUCUAGGUCUUCUCGGGAGAAAAUAGUCCAGUCCAAGAACAAAAUGUUCUCCAAAUUUACGUCAAUUCUUCAGCACGCAGUCGAAGCGCUAGCUCCAUCGCUACCACUGCAGGAGGACUUUGUCUAUCACUGGAAAGCCAUUACACAUUAUUACAUUGAAACAUCAGAUGACAAAGCGCCAGUCACAGACACCAACAUCCCAUCCCACCUGGAACAGAUGCUGGAAAUACUGAGUCAGGAGGAAGGGGAACGGGAGUCUGGAGAGACUGGGCCCUGCAUGGAGUAUCUCCUGCACCACAAGAUUCUGGAGACGCUUUACACUUUGGGCAAGGCAGAUUGUCCACCAGGUAUGAAGCAGCAGGUCCUGACUUUUUACACAAAGCUACUAGCACACAUUCGCCAACCUCUCCUGCCACAUAUCAACGUUCACAGACCAGUUCAGAAACUGAUCCGCCUGUGUGGUGACGUACUGGCUGCUCCUACAGAAAAUGAAGAGAUUCAGUUCCUUUGCAUAGUUUGUGCCAAACUUAAGCAGGAUCCAUAUCUUGUCAACUUCUUCCUCGAGAACAAGUCGAGGAGAAAUGAGACCAGUCCGGGUAGCGCAGAUGGCCUGAAAGAGAGCGUGUUGGCCCCCGACACGGGUCAAGAACAUGCAAACGGCAGUGAGGCACCACAAGCUGCUGCCUCCAUCUCAAGUCCCACCACCAACAACAACAACAAUUAUAACCUGGUUACGUCGCUGCUCAACCUUACAAAGAGCCCCGAUGGCAGGAUUGUGGUGAAGGCUUGUGAAGGCCUUAUGCUGCUGGUCAGUUUACCAGAACCUGCUGCCGCCAGGUGCUUGACUGAGAACACUGAGCUCUGUGAGCUUCUGACCGACAGGCUGGUCACCUUGUAUAAAGCCCUUCCGCCAUCCUUGGACCCUUUGGAUAUCGAGACGGUGGAGUCCAUCAACUGGGGUCUCGAUGUGUAUAAUGUGAAAGAGGAUGCUGCAGUGUUUGCAGGGAAGAGGCCUCUCAUCUCCUUCCUGUCUUGGCUGGAUUACUGCGAUCAGCUCAUCAAAGAAGCUCAGAAGUCGGCGGCCUCUGUGAUGGCCAAGGCGUUGCGAGAGAGAUUCUUUGUGUGCGUGAUGGAGCCGCAGCUCAUGCAGACGUCAGAGGUGGGCAUCCUCACCUCCACAGCCCUGCUGAACAGGAUCAUCAGGCAGGUGACGUCCGAGGCGCUGCUUCAGGAGAUGGUCUUCUUCUUGCUGGGGGAGGAGAGUGAAGCCGAGACUCCGUCUGCGAUUGCUCAGAAUCCCCUCAGACACAGACUCAUCGAGCACUGUGACCACCUUUCAGAUGAGGUCAUCAUCAACAUUUCAGCAACCACUAUCAGCAUCAUGACCCUGAGGCUGUUUGAGCAGCUCAUCCAAAAGCCCAACCGGCACAUCCUGCACAGUUUAGCGCUGCGUAACCUGGAGGAGAGGAACUACCUGGAGAACAAACCUCCCGAGGAGCGAGAGCCCAUCGAAAACGGCCAGCCUCACGAUGCUGUAGACCUGGAGGAGGAUCCGCUGUUUGGCGACGACCUUUCUCCAGACAGCCGUCUGUCUUCGUCUGAUUGGCUCAGCCCCUCUCCGUCCCAGAGUCCGGACCACUCUAAGUCUGAGGGGAAAACGGAAGUCCACAAGAUCGUCAACAGUUUCCUGUGUUUGGUCCCCGACGAGGCCAAGUCGUCGUACUUUGUGGAAGGAAGCGGGUACGACACGUACCUCCGAGAUGCGCACAGACAGUUCCGAGACUACUGUGGAGUCUGUCAGCGCUGGGACUGGAGAGGAACUCCCAAAGCCUUUGAGAAAUGCAACUUGGAACUCCCCUUCUUUGAGGGUCACUUCCUUAAGGUCCUCUUUGACAGGAUGGGUCGCAUUCUCGAUCAGCCGUACGAUGUCAACCUGCAAGUGACAGCGGUUCUGUCCAAACUGUCCUUGUUACCGCACCCGCACCUGCACGAGUACAUGCUGGACCCCUACAUUAACCUGGCUCCCGGAUGCAGGUCUCUGUUCUCUGUUGUGGUCAGGGUGGUGGGAGAUCUCAUGUUGAGAAUUCAACGCAUCCCAGACUUCACCCCCAAACUGCUGCUGGUGAGGAAGAGGCUGUUGGGUCUGGAACCUGAAGGCAUCACGAUCGACCACAUGACCCUGCUGGAGGGGGUGAUCGUGUUGGAGGAGUUCUGCAAAGAGCUAGCGGCCAUCGCCUUCGUCAAAUACCACGCCACUGCCUCGUCGUCGCCGUAGAAGUUGGGACGCUCUUCCUCCCGGGCUGCCCCGACGUCGGCGCUAAGUGGUCAUCCGCACUCGAUGUGUCGGUCUGAAGUUUGGCGCCAAGCUCAUGAAACACUGCCCAUCCAGCAGAUGAACAAGCUCAACGUCUGCGUCUUCGUUCACCGCCUCGCCAAUCAUCACCGUCAUCAUGGACAUAUUGUGUUUGGGACAAACAGGUGGUUGUAUUUAUUCUCAGUCAUGGACAUCAUCGCCUAAGUGUGCAAGCACAUUUUUUUUUUUUUUGGGGGGGGGGGUGAAUUUUGAUCUCAACUUGCCAAUGGUCACGUUCAUAGACGUGCAGUUAUAAUUCUCCUUGGACUGCAGUAUGACCGGUACUGCAGACACUUUUUAAAAGGAUAUUUCCUCGUAUUUAUUGAUUUGCUUUCAGGUCGCCUUUCUUUUUAAACCAAUGUGGUAUUGGGAUGCUUUUAAUGCUUUUGACGAGCAGAUGAUUUUUGUUCAUCCCAAAAAAAUGGAAGCUUCACCGGCAUAAUCCAAAGAUGUCACCAUCCAAUGUGGUGUGUUUAGGAGCCGGGGGGACUGUUGCACAUGCACUUGUUACAUUUUGGCUUGCUUUUUAGACAUUUGUACAAAGAUACAAAGCCUCUCAAUGUUCCGUUUUGUAUGUCGUUAAUCUGAAGUUGCUAUGCCUUCUUAUACAAACUUGUAUUUAAAAGCAGUUGUUGUGUCUCGGAUGACCCAAACGUGGGCUGUACAUUGUUACAUUUUUUUUUCUUGGUCAGAUGUUGGUUGCUUUAACUCAACAUCUUCCCCCACUUUUGAAGUCCUUGAGUGAAUUUGAGAUUCUCCUUCGUGUAUUUGAUGUUUCAGCACGUGUAUGCGAAUGUGAGAGAUUAAAUGCUCACCUCAUCCUCUCUUUCUGAGCUCUUGAAGUGCUCGUACAGGGUCACAUUUGCACAUUUGUGUCUUCACACUUGCUCACUGUGUAUAAAUAUGUACGCCACAAAAAGAAUUUCCUUUCCUAUACCAAAAUAAAAACAAUACAGUAUCACAGGAGUACUGUUUCUAUCUUAACAGAACUCUUGCAUUUUUUUUUCAUCCUGCACAUUUUAUAAUCUGCCAUUUUGUUUACUUUCAGUGUCCAGUAGUGUACAAUAGCAAUAUAGGAAAAAAUACUACCUGGCGUCAAUGCAUGACAUGGCAUUAUUCUUUGUUGGAAGGUCACAGAAGGCUGAUUGUUCGCAGUAACUCAUGAUGACUUUGACUUCUUUCAUAAAUCUGUUUAGCUGCAUCAAUUUACGUUUGUCACUGUGACAGCUUUUGUCUGACUGGUCAGUUUUAUCACAGCAGUACUCAAGUCACUUCUUUCUCGGCAUGAAAGAAAAGGGAGCCGUUUUUUAAUUUGGAUUUUGUGCAAUGCAGAUGCAUGAUCUUCCCACCUGGUGCUUCACUGAGGACUUCAAAAGGCAAGCCUGAAGCUUUCACACCGGCUUGAUUUAUUCUUCCCGUAGCCGCAGGUGUCACUCCAGUCCUGUCAGAACAAUGUGCUCUUGCUCAACUUUCUCCAUUUCAAUAAAAGAUAUAUCUCAACUUGG